ACCCCAUACCAAGCCUUACAGAUUUGAUACCUCCGUGACUUACUAGUAUCGCAAAAAGCCUUGCUCUUUGCCUAGAAUAGAAGGACAUCAUUCUUGGCUAGAUUUUCUGCUGUCAAAGUGGGGAAGCGUGGCCGAGACCCCCUGGCCAGUUCAUGGCACCUUCCCUACGCCUGCCCACAUGACUGGCAAAACGCCGACCUCCGCCAAAACACCAAUUCUCAUUGAUAGUAGUCGAUACGGCCGUCACUUUUAAAGACAGGAGGCAACGCCGCUGCAUAACUGUUCGUCUAAUUUCCUUAUUCCAAUUAAUGGUUGGACACGAGUCGAGUACAAGCCACCUCACGUCAUCGUCAAUACAGCCAUUCGCACGUUCGUUCGCUCGCGCGUCCCCGCGGCUUCCAUUCCGAGUGGCACUAAAAUAGAUCCGUCAAUAAUCAAGAUCAAUAUCAACAAACACGCGCCAGCGCGUCGUGAAAAAAUGUCUACCUCAUCAUCAGCAGGCGCGGGAGGACCAGUUCCGUCAAACCCCCACCCCAUCCCCUUGACGGAAUCUGAAGUUCUGAUCCGCGGAUUCCUCGCUGCUAACCCGGAGCUCGGCGACGAUAAAUCGAAUCCUAUCGAGAUGAUGACCGAUCGGUAUACUAACGAGGAGUGGAAGGCGCAAAUCGAUGAGACCAUCAAGAAUGUUAUGAAAGAGGUGGACAGUGGAGAAAGGGCUAAGAAGGUUUACGAAGGCCCAAGGAUGAGGAAUGGAGAAGAAGCGCUGAAAGAGUUGGCUAAGACGGUGGAUCAUACCGUGCUCAAGUUGGAUGCGACGACAACCGCUAUCGAUGGGCUGUGUAGUGAGGCAAGGACGGAAAACUUCAAGUCAGUCUGCGUCCGCCUCAACUACGUCCAACGCUGCGUUUCCAACCUCAAGGGCACUGACGUCCUCGUCGCCUGCGUCGUCGGUUUCCAUGAAGGAACCCAAGACACAUACUACAAGCUGCAAGAAGCACGUGCCGCCGUAGCAGCGGGUGCCGCAGAACUCGAUGUCGUCCUCAACUAUUCCUUACUCACCAAGCACAACCGACCUGCUUCCCCACCAGCAGACCACAUGCUCACCGCCCGUGACUCAGCAAUUGACAGCAUCACCGCUGCCAACACAGCCAUCAACGCCGGAAGCAGCGACAUUGAAGAAGAAGAAACAGGAGAAAUCCCAGACUACAGCGCCAUAUACAGGGAAUUGGCUAGCAUAAGAAGUCUCUGCCCUGCCCCUACAACACUCAAACUCAUCCUCGAAACUUCGCAAUUGAAUUCUGCCCAGAUUCUUGCGGCGUCUCAUCUUGCCGCUGCCGCUAGCUUCGACUUUAUCAAGACAUCUACAGGCUUCAACGGUCCGGGCGCUAAUCUUCCCAAUGUGAAGCUCAUGGUAGCUGCGGCAGAGUACCUUGCAUCGCGUAAAAUAGGCAAGAAGAAGAUGGAAGUCAAGGCCAGUGGUGGAGUCAGGGACUUGGACACUGCGGUGAAAAUGCUAGAGGCUGGCGCAACGAGGCUGGGAACUAGUUCAGGCCUGUGGAUCAUGCAGGAGGCGAGAGCCAAGGUAGGCGAGGAGAGGGUUGCGGCUGGGUUGAAUUCUGAGGGCAGGAGACCUAGCCCGGUCACGCGGUUAUACACCGAUGAAUCUGAGUACUAGAGAUAUCAAGUAGUAAAGAGAAAAUUCAGACACUUGAUCAACAGC
Alternaria alternata is the source of this 1720-nucleotide messenger RNA. RefSeq names its product aldolase. The transcript has 2 exons. Gene Ontology annotation, biological process: deoxyribonucleotide catabolic process; carbohydrate catabolic process. Lineage: Eukaryota; Fungi; Ascomycota; Dothideomycetes; Pleosporales; Pleosporaceae. Gene Ontology annotation, cellular component: cytoplasm. Gene Ontology annotation, molecular function: deoxyribose-phosphate aldolase activity. The record is from RefSeq and is a predicted model, not a curated record. Bases 479 to 1675 code for a protein of 398 amino acids.